Molecule: messenger RNA, 2450 nt
Organism: Cloeon dipterum
Lineage: Eukaryota; Metazoa; Arthropoda; Insecta; Ephemeroptera; Baetidae
Gene: Hph
Product: HIF prolyl hydroxylase
Exons: 6
Coding region: 81-1211 (376 amino acids)
Biological process (GO): cellular response to hypoxia
Molecular function (GO): ferrous iron binding; L-ascorbic acid binding; peptidyl-proline dioxygenase activity
Source: RefSeq, a predicted model, not a curated record
CCCAAUCAUCCCCUCCACCGGAUGGCGCAGCUGCUCAUUCCGAAGCAAACACCAAAAACCCUGAAUCCCUCAAAAAAAGGAUGAAUCCUGCGGCUGCCUGCGAGCUCUGCGGAUCUCGUGAAAAGCUGCUGCGUUGUUCUCGGUGCCGCAAAGUUUGGUAUUGUAGCAAGGAACACCAGAGAGAACAUUGGAAGAAGCAUAAACGUGCGUGCGUGCCGCGGUCUAAUGUCUCCGGUCCGACCCCUGAAGAGCCGCAAACUGGUUUAACAUUGGUCGAUUCUGGCAUUAGCGAACUCAACAUCAACGUUAAUCCUUUUCCUUGCGAAGGGAGCUCCGAAAUAGAGAUUCUCAACGCUGUCGCCGAAGUCCUCAGUCCUGUAUUUUUGGAUAGCCUCACCGGACAGUACCUUACAGAGCCGUCUUCGCAGGAAAUGCCCGAUCUAGACACCAUGGGCAAAGUACCACAUACUGACAACCACCCUCCGUUCCUACACAGCAGGAGCUCUCGAGACCAGAGGGGCAUCAUUGAAGAAAUUUGUAAGACUGUGAUCAAGGACAUGGAAGACUAUGGCAUCUGUGUCGUGGACAAUUUCCUUGGGCUCACCAAGGGAAGUGAAGUGGAGCGUGAGGUGCUCUCGAUGUACAACCAGGGAGUUUUUAAGGACGGACAGUUGGUCAGUUCUCGGCAGUCGAGGGGCGACCUCAAGACGAUCCGCAGUGACGAGAUCACCUGGAUCGACGGCAAGGAGCCUUCUUGCUCCGCCAUCGGACACCUGAUCAGCCGGGUCGACGCGGUCAUUCUUAAAGCAAAUCAGAUGUCAACCAGCGGCAAGCUCAGCAGACACACCAUCACAGGCAGAACCAAGGCCAUGGUAGCUUGUUAUCCUGGUCACGGCACUGGCUACGUGAAGCACGUCGACAACCCUAAUAGAGAUGGCAGAAUUAUCACUGCCAUUUACUACCUCAACAAAGACUGGAACAUUAAGGACGACGGUGGUUUGCUGCGGAUAUUCCCAGACUGGAGCGAUCAUGUAGCAGACAUUGAGCCCGUGUUUGAUAGGAUUUUAUUCUUCUGGUCUGACAGGAGAAACCCUCACGAGGUGCAACCCGCAUUUCGUACUAGAUAUGCGAUCACUCUAUGGUACUUCGAUGCCGUGGAGAGAGAGGAAGCAUGCAGGAGAUACAAGAAUGAAUGUAAGUUUUUUGCUUGAGUUCAUUCCUCCUGCGUGCAAAGAACGACCAGAAUUCUCUCGAGCCGUGAAACGACCUGCCGCAUCGCUCGGCAGUGCGUCGUCACAAAAGCGGCGUCAGUGUGUCGUUUUCACCGGCAACUCCGACACGCUGCUCCACUCGUCCUGCCGGGCGCACUGACCUAGUUUGUUCCUUGGCCUUGCACCAGGGUGCAUGUUCUUCUAAGAGAGUCGGGAAGGACAUCCUGUAAUACCUUGCUGCGCUCUGAACGCUGACUUACAUUAUAUCUAUAUAUUCUCGGCAGGGUGGUCAUUGUUUAUACUACAUCAUAAGAUAAAUAUAAGCUUAUAACGUACUGAACGAGUCGGUGAAUGUGUUUUUUCUCAAGACUAAAUGCAGCUUUUUGAAGAGAUGCUGACGCUGAGAAAUUUACGUUUGUGAUAAAAGUUUCGGAACAAAUUUCCAGGAAAAGUGAGGAGACUCUGACAUAGGCUCAGUUAUUUUUUAAAAGUCCUAAUUAGAAGUUUCCAAGAUUUGACUUUUGAGAAUUAUAGUCUUUAUGAAUUACAUUGAAAGCGUGUCUCUGUGAGAAGGCGUUCUUGCGACUUAAGCUCGAUUGAAUCUCCUAAAUUGAAAUUCGUGUUGGAGUGACAGAGCUCCAAAGUGAAAGUUGAGGCAAAGCUGCACACUUACGAACCGUUUUGUUUAACCCCCAUCAGACUUAUUCACGUGUAUUAUGAUAGACUUUCAACUAAUUUUUACUUGUUGCCAUGAAGUUUGACUUACGGAACUAGUUUACCAUUAAAUUUGAUAAAAUUUUGCAUUACCUCAUUAUACAAGUUAUGGUUUCUGGCAUUCUUAAAUAAUAACGGCUUUAGAGAAGCCGGCAACAGAUUAUCAUCCAUCAGCCUCAUCUGUUGUUCUUUGUUAGCACAAAUAUAGAUAAUCAAUACAUCCACAGACUUGAAUUAAGUAUGAACUGGAGUGCAAAUAAUUUCCAAUGUAAUCCCCCUUCAGUAUCAUGAGCCACCAAUAUCAUGGUUGAUUAUCAAUUUGAGUUUCAAGACUUGUUCGGUUUUGCCGCAUUAUUCAACUUUUAUCACAAUACAGGACUGCUUUGUGCCACUAAAAAGAAAAAUCUUGGCUUUAUUGGACACGUGAUUCUCAUCUGAGCGAAACUUAAGCUCCAUUUGUAAAUUAAAAAAUUAAACCAAAUCAAGCCUGUUAGUUUGCUGUUAUUAAACAUAGUUUAUCAAUAA